AUGGGCCCCUGUACCGCCUUCCUCAUGCUGCUGCCAGGUCCGUAAUCUGCCAUGGGCCCCCGUACCGCCUCCUCAUGCUGCUGCCAGGCUGUAAUCUGCCAUGGGCCCCUGUACCGCCUCCUCAUGCUGCUGCCAGGUCCAGAGUGUGUCAUGGGUCCCUGUACGGCCUCCAUUGCUGCUGUCUCCAUCGCCACACUCUGCCAUGUGCCACUUUCAGGUCUCCUCACACUGUUGGUGGGUUCCAUUUUUGUCAUAGGGUGCUGUAUGGCCUCCCAUUGCUGCUGCCUCCACCGCCACACUGUGGCUCCACACUCUGGUUUUGGCCCCGUGACUGCCCAAAUGAGUGAAGUGUGCGGUGAUUCUAAGAUCGACGGCACUCAUCUGCAUGUCAUACUGACUGACAGUAUUAUUUCUCUUCCCCAGCAGACUCCAAGGGCAUUUAAAUUAAAGGUACAGUGUUCUGCACUAAUAUAA
Staurois parvus is the source of this 474-nucleotide messenger RNA. Lineage: Eukaryota; Metazoa; Chordata; Amphibia; Anura; Ranidae. The record is from the annotation of a GenBank genome assembly.